Molecule: messenger RNA, 737 nt
Organism: Melampsora larici-populina 98AG31
Lineage: Eukaryota; Fungi; Basidiomycota; Pucciniomycetes; Pucciniales; Melampsoraceae
Exons: 1
Coding region: 167-523 (118 amino acids)
Source: RefSeq, a predicted model, not a curated record
AUUAGAUUUACAAGACACCGAAUGUUGGGAUGUCAGUUGGAAUCAACUUGACUGGAAAAGUCCAUUAAAGGCAUUAUCAUUGUCAACUUGUAAUGAAGUUCCAGUAUCAGUAUUAGAUGGUUUCUUUAGACUUUUCAAAUCGACCUUGACGACACUUGCAUUUCUGAUGUUCCUUGAUGACCCUGGCGCUUUGAUUUCAGAGUUCCUUCCAGAUGAUUCUUUUCGAUUCGAAUUACCUAGACUAAUCAAUUUAGAAAUCACAAGUACCUCAGCCAUUCGAUUCUCAAGAGCUUUUGAAAAUUCAAAGAGUCUUUCAUGGCUCUCGCUAGGUUUCCCGCCCCAUUAUCAAGGAUUAAAAGGUUUAAUCGAAGAUCAACUUUGGCCUGAUCUAAAAAAAUUGGAGAUUACAGAUUAUGCGUCUAGUUUCCGUGAAGAGGUUGAAGGUUUAGAAGUCUUGUGUCAGAGAUAUGCAAUCGAGAUCGUUUUCAAUGCGGAUUUGGGUGAUGAUGAGGAUAUAGGAUGAAGUUAUUGAUCACGUGAUAUUCGAGCUACCAGGUUAUUUGCCAGGCGUUCACGGUGAGGAUGGUAAUUUGUAUGGCGUCGUGGUCAGAUCGUGAACCAGAAUGAUAACUCAAUCAUCUAUAUCACUUUAGUUCAGGUUAUGUUCCAUGUUCAUUUUCAUUUUGGUCAAUUGGGUCAGUUGGGUCAACAUGUUAUAAAGAAACAAGUUAUUAUUC